CAGCGGAUAACAGCGGCUGGUAAAUAGCUGCGGGGCCGCUCGAGCCGCGACGGGUCGACGAGCGACGGGAUUGCGCUGCCCGGCGAGCCGCACCACAGCGUAGCCCCUCUCGCUAGCCACCGAUGGCCGACGACGCCGAGAACGAGGAGGAGGAGGAAGAGGUGGUACCCGAGGAGCUCAUCGCACUCCUCACGAGCGACGCCUUCGGUCUGCGGACCUACCGCUGCAACGCGCCGCCCGUCCAACCCUUCGAUGGCGCGGAGGACGAGGCCCAGGCGACCUUGGCGCGCGUCUUCGCGCCGGGCCCGUGGCGCAUCGACGGCAUGCGCGAACGGCGCUCGGCGAACCACGACGCCAUCGUGAAGGACCUGGAGGAGAAGGGAGCCGAAUCGGAUUACGCCAAAGCGGUCUGCCCCUUUUCGGGCGUGACCGCGCUGCACGCCUGCGCCAUCAACGGCUACCUGACGCUGUUCAAGCUGCUGGUGGACGUCGGCAAGUGCGACCCGACGACGUGCGCGUCGGGCCUGGCGACGAUGAUGUCGUCGCGCCUGGAGCGCGAGCGCGGCGCCGACGCCAAGUGGAUGUGCAAGCGGCGCGGCCACAAGCCGGUCCUCGACUUCAUCAAGUCCCUGCCGGUCGUCGAGGAGGCGCAGAAGUCGCUCGACGUCCAGCUGGUGUCGCUCAACAAGGUGCACCACGAGGCCGUCGAGGCCGCCAAGGCCAAGGCCGAGGCCGAGCGCCUCGCGCGCGAGGCGGAGGAGGCGCGCAUCGCCGCCGAGGAGAAAAAGCGCAAGGAGAAGGAGAAGGCCCAGCGCAAGGUGCGCGACGAGAUCCAGGCCUUCGACCACACGCUGCGGCAGAAGCGCAAAGCGCUGGGCGAGCUGGACAUCGACUGGAAGACGGCCGAGUGCGGCCAGGAGAAGUCGCUCUCGCUGCUGGAGGACGAGCAGGGGACACACAAGCAGGACCACAACCGCUUCAACGCGAUGAAGAAGAAGGCCGAGGCCGUGGACAUCGGGUCGGAGAUGAAGAAGCCCGAGGGCCUGAUCGUGCCGACGCGGCGUCAGAACUUCAGCACGGUGGCGUCCGCUCCCCGCCGCUCGCGCGACGGCGCGCGGCGCCGCGGCGCUGGCGGCAUCGUUUGACCCCCGCAGGCCGACAUCGACGAGAUCUUCAACGACUACGUGAUGUUGUGGGACCUGGACAACGCCCUGGACAUGGCCAUCGCGGUCGCGAUGGACACGCGGUGGGGGGACUUGAACACCGAGGAGCUCGAGGAGACGGCCAAGAAGCUCAUGCAGCGCUGCAAGAAGCUGCCCAAGCCCACGAAGGCGUCCUCGGCGUUCAAGGCCUUGGACAAGCGCUGCAAGGAAUUCCAGAACUCGUGCCCGCUGAUCACGUCCCUCAAGACGGACUGCAUGAAGAAGCGCCACUGGGACGAGCUGCUCGAGGGCGCGCACGCGACCAUGGAGCAGACGCCGCUGGAGAACCCGAACAUCGAGCUGAGCGAGAUCAUGGCCCUGGAGCUGCACCGGCCCGCCGUGGCGUCGGUCGUCGAGGAGGCCACCGACAAGGCCGUCAAGGAGGCCAAGCAGGAGGAGACGCUCGGCGUGCUGGAGCAGACGUGGGCGCAGGCCGUCUGGAAGGCGACGCCCUACGACAAGGACGCGUCGGUGCCGCUCCUGGGCAUGGACGAGAAGGACUUCGAGCAGCUGGAGUCGGACCUGCUCACGCUGCAGUCCAUGGUCGCGGGCCGCUACGAGUUCUUCAAGGUGCAAAGCACGGCGUGGCAGCUCGCGCUGCAGAACGUGGGCGAGGUCGUGGCCAUCUUGUCGGAGCUGCAGCGGAUGUGGUCGUAUUUGGAGCCGUUGUUCAUUGGGUCUGACGAGGUGAAGCGGGAGCUCCCCGACACGGCCGCGAAGUUCAAGGAGAUCGACACUACGGUGCGCAACAUGCUGCGCGAGGCUCGCGACACGGGCAACGUCAAGCAAGCGUGCAACAAGGACGGCCUGAUCCCCUUGCUGGAGGACAUCACCGCCAAGCAAGACCUGUGCAAGAAGUCGCUCAACGAGUUUCUGGACUCGAAGCGCAUGCAGUUCGCGCGCUUCUACUUCGUCAGCGAGUCGGAUCUGCUGGACAUCCUCUCGAACGGGUCCAACCCGCCGGCCGUCAUGAAGCACGUCGACAAGGUCAUGCUCGCGACGGCGGACCUGACGCUCGGCAAGCCCGACGCGUCGGGCCGGCCGGCGGCCAACUACUGGGUCUCGGGCGUCGGCAAGGAGUUCGUCGAGUUCACGGAGCCGGUCAAAUUGCUGGGCAAGGUCGAGGUCUACUUCCAGACCAUUUUGGACGCGCAGUGCGCCUCGCUCACGGCGGAGGCCCACAAGUCCGUGAAGCGCUACCUCACGUCCUCGCCGCGCACGCAGUGGCUCCAGGACACAAAGAAGGUCAGCGACGGCCGCAAGAACUCGGCCGACGCCGCGCAGAUCGCGCUCCUGGUCGCCGCCAUCUACUACACGAAGGAAAGCGAAGACGCCAUGAGGGCCAUGGAAGCCGAUCCUUCCCUCGGCGAAAAACCGUAUUUAGACUUCCAGAAGAAGACCCUGCAACAGCUCACGGACCUCAUCAAGUGCGUGAUGACGGACCUCGACAAGGCGACGCGGACCAAGGUCAUGUGCAUGAUUACCUACGACGCCCAUUCGAGAGACAUGAUCGAAGGGACGCUUCGAAUGAAAAUGUACCAGAUCUCCUCGUUUAAAUGGCAGAGUCAGUUGAAAAUGAAGUACGACGCCGAGCAGGACCGCUGGCUCGCGCUCAUCCUGAACGCGACGUUCGACUACGGGUUCGAGUACCUGGGGAACGGUCCGCGCCUUGUGGUGACGCCGCUGACCGACCGCGUCUACGUGACCGCCACCCAGGCCCUGAACCUGUGCAUGGGCUGCGCGCCGGCGGGGCCGGCCGGCACGGGCAAGACGGAGAGCACCAAGGACCUCGCCAGCGCGCUGGGCAAGUGCUGCUACGUCUUCAACUGUUCCCCGGAAAUGGACUACAAGUCGCUGGGCAACAUCUUCAAGGGGCUGGCCUGCAGCGGGAGCUGGGGGUGCUUCGACGAGUUUAAUCGGCUGAUCCCCGAGGUGCUCUCGGUGUGCACGGUCCAGUUCAAGGCCGUGUGCGCGGGCGUCAAGCGCGUCGUGACGGCCCAGAAGGCCUCCAAGAAGUCCGGCAGUCCGUUCGACGAGCAGGCGCGCAUGACGACCAUCGAGGGCGACGUCGUGAAGCUCAACGAAACGUGCGGCGCGUACAUCACGAUGAACCCCGGGUACUUGGGGCGGUCGGCCCUGCCGGAGGGCCUCAAGGCGUUGUUCCGGCCGAUGACCGUCAUGGUCCCCGACCUCGUCAUGAUCUGCGAGAACAUGCUCAUGGCCCAGGGCUUCGUGACGUCCAAGUCGCUCGCGUCCAAGUUCUACACGCUGUACUCGUUGCUCAAAGACCUGCUCUCGAAGCAGGAGCACUACGACUGGGGCCUGCGUGCCAUCAAGUCCGUGCUGGUGGUGGCGGGCAUGCUCCUCCGGUCCGACCCGAACGGCGAGGAGGACGACAUCUUGAUGAGGGCGCUGCGAGACUUCAACAUCGCCAAAAUCGUAAAAGUGGACGAGGUCGUCUUCUUCGGCCUGCUGAACGACCUCUUCCCGGGCCGGGACCCGCCGCGCGUGGUGGACGACGCCCUCCAGAAGAGCGUGGACGACAUGGUCGCGGCGAUGCCCGAUUUCGUGGACGACAUCAUGAAGCUCAAGACGAUCCAGCUCGACGAGCUGCUCCAGAUCCGGCACUGCGUCUUCGUCAUGGGCCCGCCCGGCGCCUUCAAGUCGACGAGCUGGAAGUACCUGGCGAAGGCGAAGCGCAUCGUGGCCGGCCGCGAUUCCUUCCUGACGAUCAAGGACAUCAACCCCAAGACGAUGCCCACGCAAGACCUGUACGGGUACAUUAACAUGGCGACGCGCGACUGGAAGGACGGGCUCCUCUCCUCCAUUUUACGAGACUUGUCGCAGAUCCCCGACGAGGACCCGAAGUGGCUCAUGCUCGACGGCGACCUCGACGCGAACUGGAUCGAGUCCAUGAACUCGGUCAUGGACGACAACCGGCUCCUGACCCUGGCGUCCAACGAGCGCAUCCCCCUGAAGCCGCACAUGCGCAUGAUCUUCGAGAUCCGCGACCUGAAGCACGCGACGCCGGCGACCGUCAGCCGCGCGGGCAUCCUGUACAUUUCGACCGACGAGGGUUUCCAGUGGCGCAGCAUGGUCAACACGUGGAUCCUGACGCGCGAGGAAUCCAAGGGGUUCACGGCGGAGGCCAAGGCGUGGCUGACGGCGAACUUCGACGAGGUCGUCGCGCCGGCGUUGCUCUCGAUUCGAAAACUCCUGUUCAACGUCGCGCAGCAGCAGACGACGCUCGUCAACAACAUUUUGCGGCUGCUCGACGCGUUCUGCACUCCGGACAUGCUCGCGACGGAGGAGCACUGCCAGAUGACGUUCUCGUUCUGCGCCGCGUGGGCCCUCGGCUCGGCCCUGGGCGUGGCCGACGACGGCAAGGACUACAUGAAGGUGUUUAGCGAGUGGUGGAAGAAGACGUUCAAGAAGCGCAUCAGCUUCCCCGGGCAAGGAUUAAUCUUCGAUUAUUGGCUGGACACCGAAAACUGGGCCUUCGAGAGCUGGACCGAGUCGCCGGCCUACGCGCAGAUCGUGUUCAACUCCAAGGAGGCGAACAUGAGCGACGUGACGGUGCCCACGGGCGAAAGCGCCUCCGUGUCGUUCUGGCUCGAGAAGCUACUGCGGGACCACCACUGCGCCAUGCUCGCGGGGCCCAGCGGCACGGGCAAGACGCAAACGAUCAUGGGCCAGCUGAAGAAGUUGGAUGCGAAGGAAACGCUGUAUACCACGAUCAACAUGAACUUCUUCACGGGCGGGCUGGUGCUCCAGGCGUCGCUGGAGGGCGUCCUGCAGAAGAAGACCGGGUCGCUGUACGGGCCGCCGGGCGCGUGCCACAUGGUCUACUUCAUCGACGACUUCAACCUGCCGGAGCUCGACAAGUACAACACGCAGUCGGCCAUCUCGCUCGUGCGGCAGCACCUGGACUACGGGCACUGGUACGACAUCAGCAAGCUCGCGAUGAAGACCGUCGAAAAGUGCCAGUACGUCGCCGCGUUGAAUCCGACGGCCGGCAGCAUGGAGAUCAACCCGCGGUUGCAGCGCCACUUCACGACUUUUAACAUCGCGAUGCCGACGGACGUGUCGCUGGCGAUCAUCUACGAAACCUUCCUCAACGGCCACCUGGAGUCCAUGUUCAACUCCAACGCCGCCCUGGUGGAGCUGGUCCCGAAGGUCAUCAAGACGACGCUCAACCUCCACAAGGACGUCUCCGAGAACUUCCGGAAGACGGCCGCAAACUUCCACUACGAGUUCAACAUCCGCCACGUGGCCGGCGUCUUCCAGGGGUUGCUGAUGACGACGCCCGCCAAGUUCAAGGAGCCCCAGGUCUUCGCGGACUGCUGGGUCCACGAGGCCUACCGGGUCUACGGCGAUCGCCUGGUGUCGCCCGAGGACUUGGCCAAGUUCGAGGGCCUCUUGAUGGGCCAGGCGGGCAAGGGCUUCGGCGAGUUCAACCCGAAGCGGUUCUUCGGCGACAGCCGCCAGCCGUUGACGUUCUGCCACUUCCUCGAGGGCAUCGGCGAGGAGCCCGUCUACGACCAGAUCCACGAGCUCAGCGUGCUCCAGAAGAUCCUGGACCAGGCGCUGGACGAGUACAACGAGUCGAACGCCCAGAUGGACCUGGUGCUCUUCGAGGACGCGCUGAACCACGUCUGCAGGAUCACGCGGAUCAUCAACAACCCGUCCGGGCACGCGCUGCUGGUCGGCGUCGGCGGGUCCGGCAAGAAGUCGCUGUCGCGCCUCGCGUCGUUUAUUUGCGGGUACCAAACCAGCACGAUUCAGAUCUCGGCGACGUACGGCAUCAACGACCUCAAAACGGACCUCCAGGAGAUGUACAAGAAGGCCGGCAUCAAAGGAGAGGGCGUCAUGUUCCUGUUCACGGACGCCGAGAUCACGAACGAGCGGUUCUUGGUCUAUCUCAACGACCUGUUGGGCUCGGCGGACAUCGCGGGCCUGUACGCGCAGGACGAAAAGGACGAGGUGAUCGGCUCGGUCACGAAGAAGGCCAAGGCCGCGGGCUUCGCGCCGGAGCCGGGGCCCGUCUACGACUUUUUCCUCCAGGAGGUGCGGCGGAACCUGCACGUCUGCCUGUGCUGCUCGCCGGUCGGGCCCGAUUUCUCGACGAGGUGCCAGCGCUUCCCGGCCCUCGUCAACUGCACGGUCAUCGACUGGUUCCAGCCCUGGCCGGAGCAGGCCCUGUAUUCCGUGGGCUGCAAGUUUUUGGAGGCCAUCGAGGACCUCGGCGGCGACGCGGUGCGGGCGCAGCUGCAGACGUUCAUGCCCGAGCUCGCGGGGAGCACCAACGCCAUGGCCACGACCUUCAAGCAGAUGGAGGGGCGGUUCGUCUACACGACGCCCAAGUCCUACCUCGAGCUGCUCAAGCUGUACUCGGAGCUGCUCGCCCGGAAAAGAGCCGAGAACGACACCGCGUCCCUGCGCCUCCAGAACGGCAUUAAAAAAUUGGAGGAGACGACGGCCGUCGUCGACGUCCUCAAGGAGUCCAUCGCCGGGGACGUCGCCGACGCCGAGGAGAAGAAGGCCACCUCCGACAAGAUCGCCAAGGUGUGCGCCGCCGAGAAGGAGGUCGUCGAGAUGGAGACGGAGAACGCCAACAUCGAGGAGAAGAAGGUGACCAAGAUCGCCGCGGACGUCAAGGAGAAGAAGGAGUCCGCGGAGGCCGACCUCGCGCAGGCCGAGCCCGCGGUCGAGGCGGCCAUGGCCGCGCUCGAUACGUUAGACGUGAAGGACCUGCAGAUGUGCAAGACCAUGUCCAAGCCCCCGCCGGGCGUCGACGACGUCUUCAACGCGUGCCUCGUGCUCCUCGCGUCGUACGACCCGGCCGUGCCGGUCCAGAAGUCCGGCAAGGUCAAGGACAAGGACCGCACCUGGGAUUGCGCCAAGAAGGUCUUUUUGAAGGACCCCAAAGUGUUUUUAGACAACCUCAAGAGCUUCAAGACGGGCUUCGAGGAGGGGAAGGUCCCCGCCGUCAACUUCAAGGAGGUGCGGAUGUACCUCGCGAUGGAGCACUUCAAGCCCGAUAUUAUUGCCGGCAAGAACAGCGCGGCGGGCGGGUUGUGCAACUGGUGCAUCAACAUCGUCAUCUACUACGACGUGGUGUCGAUGGUCGAGCCGAAGAAGAAGCUCGUGCGCGACUCCAUCGCGCAGCUGGACGCGGCGCAGAACCAGCUGGCCGACGUCAAGGCCAAGGUCAAGGCCCUCGAGGAGAAGCUCCAGCAGCUCAUGAUCGAGCUCAACGAGGCGAACGCGAUCAAGGCGGCGGCCGAGGCGACGGUCGAGAAGGGCAUGACGAAAUUGGGCCUGGCGGAGCGCCUCAUCAACGCGCUGUCGAGCGAAAACGCGCGCUGGAACCAGUCGGUCAAGGACCUCGGCGUCGCGCGCGACUUGCUGGUGGGCGACACGCUGCUCAGCGCGGCCUUCAUCUCCUACAUCGGGCCCUUCACGAAGCAGUACCGCACGAAGCUCCUCGACGAGGAGUGGCUGCCGCGGCUCCUCACGCCGAAGAAGGGCGUCCCGGUGCCCAUGUCCAAGAGCGCCAACCCCCUGUCGGCCCUCACGAACGACUCCGAGGUCGCGCUCUGGCAGACGUGCAAGCUGCCGGCCGACCCGGUGUCGACCGAGAACGGGUCCAUCGUGGAGCGGUCGACGCGGUGGCCCCUGCUCAUCGACCCGCAGCUCCAGGGCGUGGCCUGGGUCAAGGCGCAAAAUUCAAAAGAUCCCCAGAAGAUGUUGAGGGUCGCGCGGCUGGGCACGAAGCAGCUCCUGCCGACGCUGAAGGAGUGCUUGGUGGGGGGGCUCCCCAUGCUCGUGGAGAACAUGGGCGAGCAGAUCGAGGCGUCGAUCAUGCCCGCGGUGCAGCGCGCCAAGAUGAAGCGCGGCGGCCGCUUCUUCCUGAAGCUGGGCGAGGACGAGAUCGAGUACCACGACGAGUUCCGCAUGUUCCUCCAGACGAAGCUGUCGAACCCGCACUACCCGCCCGAGAUCCAGGCCGAGUGCACGCUCGUCAACUUCACGGUGACGCCCGCCGGGUUGGAGGAUCAAUUGCUGGCGCUGGUCGUGUCCAAGGAGCGGCCCGACCUGGCCAAGCAGAAGAAGCAGCUCGUGCAGCAGGAGAACCAGUUCAAGAUCAAGAUGAUCGAGCUCGAGGACGAGAUCCUGGCGCGCCUCGCGGCCGCGGAGGGCGACAUCACGGAGGACAAGGACCUCAUCGAGGGGCUCGAGGCGGCGAAGAUGACGUCGAACGACAUCAACGAAAAACUCGCCAUCGGCCGGAAGACGACCGAGUCCAUCAAUAACACCUCGGAAAGAUUCAGAUUGGUCGCGCGCCGCGGCUCCCAGAUCUUCUUCAUCAUGAACGAGCUCGUCAAGAUCCACACGUACUACAUCUACUCGCUGAACGCGUUCGUCGUCGUGUUCCUCAAGGGCAUCGAGGACGUCCAGGUCGCCGGCGCCGCGUCCUUCCCAGCUACUUCAACGUGCGCCGCCCGCUUUCGUGACCGUGCUCCGACGGUCGUCCGCCGCAGGCCCUCGACAAGCCCAAGGAGGAGAAGAAGAAGGGCGGGCUCCUGUCGCGCUUCAAGAAGGCCGCGAAGAAGGUGGUGAAGAUGCAACGAUUUCCCUGGAGCCGCGACAUCCUGGGCGAGGCCUCCCACGCCGACGAGGUCGACCACGACUUGUUGAUGAAGCUCCUGAUGGGCGGCGGCAAGAAGAAGGCCGCGGCCAAGUGCAAGGAGGGGGAUUUGGUCGAGUGCGACCUGUGCGUGGGCACCGUCAAAGCGGUCGUCAGGGACGGCGCCGCCUACGUCCUGGAGAAGCAAGAUAAAACGGGGUUCCUGGUCAUGCCGUCGGCGAGCUGCGAAAAGUUCGUCGACUACCCCGCGCGCUGCACGAAGCUGAUCGACAUGUGCACGUCGGUGUGCUUCAACUACGUCCGGCGCGGGUUGUUCGAGCGGGAUAAGCUCAUGGUGAGUUCGCUGUUCGUCAUGACGCUGCAGAUCGCCGACGCGAAGCUGAAAUCGGAGUACAUGAUGACCCUGCUGGAGGGGCGGGGCGAGUCCGGGGAGCCCGCGCCCGAGGGCGUCGCGAGCUGGCUUCCCGAACUGGUCUGGCCCAAGGUGAGGGCACUCCAGAAAGAUCAGAAGCAGGUGCCGCUGUUCGCGACCCUGAUGCAAGCCAUUGAGGAGGACCCGGCCGCGUGGGACGCCUGGUACAACAGCCCCCAGCCGGAGCAGACGCCCCCGCCGGGGGGCGACGCGCUCUCGACGUUCGAAGUCGUCAUGCUGCUCGGCGCCAUGCGCGGCGACCGCGUCACGAUGGGCAUGCAGAAGUACAUCUCCGAGUGCUACGGCGACAACUACGUCUUCCAGCCGCCGUUCGACAUGCGGCAGGCCUACACCGAGUCGACCGCCUCCACGCCCAUGUUCUUCGUGCUCUUCCCCGGCGUCGACCCCACGGUCUGGAUCGAGGAGAUCGGCGAGAAGUUCGGGUUCACGACGGCAAAGAACAACUUCAUCAACAUCUCCAUGGGCCAGGGCCAGGAGGCGCCGGCCGAGGCGAUGAUCGAGAAGAUGGCGCCGCGGCGGCGUCCGGCGAGGCGCCCUUCGACGCCGCCGCGUCGGACGCGGAGCGAGCGCCGCCGCCGGGGCGCGCCACUCGUCCGGGGGAGCGAAUCCUCACCGCCCCGAACCCAACGCAGGCCCAGGAGGGCGGCUGGAUCCUGCUCCAGAACCUGCACCUCAUGCAGAGCUGGCUCCCGCGGCUGGAGCGGAAGCUCGAGGUCUGCAGCGAGCACGCGCACCAGGACUUCCGCUGCUACGUGAACGCGGAGCCGCCCGGGUUUUCGUACCAAAAGAACAUCCCCGAAUCGCUACUGCAGGGUUGCAUCAAAAUAAGCAACGAGGCCCCGUCCGACAUCAAGUCGAACAUCGAGCGCGCGUGGGCGCCCUUCGACCAGGCCAGACUGGAGGAGUCGAGCAUGCCGGUGGAGUUCCGCGCGUGCCUGUUCGGGCUGUGCUUCUUCCACGGCGUCAUGCUCGGCCGCAAGCGGUUUGGCCAGCAGGGGUGGUCCCGCGGAUACGGGUUCAACAUGGGAGAUCUUAGCAUCUGCGCGGACGUCCUGCAGAACUACCUCGAGGAGAACGGCGGGGUGGUGCCCUGGGAGGACCUGCGGUACAUCUUCGGCGAGAUCAUGUACGGCGGGCACAUCACGGACUUCUGGGACCGGAAGACGAACAACACCUACCUGGAGGUGUCGUUCCACGACGGCUUGCUGAAGCAGGCCGAGCUCGGCCACGGCUUCAACUCGCCGGACCCCCAGACGUGCACGACCGCCGCCGGGUAUCUCAAGCACCUGGACACGCUGCCAGCCGAAUCUCCCCUCAUCUACGGGUUGCACAUGAAUUCCGAGAUCGCCUACCUGAACAACGCCACGUCCUCGCUCCUGUCGACGAUCCUGCGCCUGAAGGCGGGCGGCGGCGGCGGCGGCGGGAGCGGGGGCGGCAACAUCUCGGCCAUCAUCGAGGAGCUCGAGGGCAAGCUCCCGCCCCUCUUCGACAUGAUCGACCUCAACGACAAGGCCCAGCCCAUCAUCAAGGGCAAGGACGGGCCCUACAUCGUCGUGCUGCUGCAGGAGGCCGGCCGCAUGAACGUGCUGACGGGCGAGAUCGCGCGGUCCCUCGACGAGCUGCGGAAGGGGCUCCUGGGCCAGCUCAACAUGUCGCAGAAGAUGGAGGACCUGCUGAGCGCGCUCGCCAUCAAGCAGGUGCCGGGCCGAAACCCCUUCCACACCGCGUCGUGGGAGAAGUUCGCCUGGCCCUCGAUGAAGGGCCUGCAGGACUGGUUCGCGGACCUCAUCCUGCGGUGCGGGCAGCUGACAGAGUGGUGCGCCAUCGACGGCCUGCAGACGCCCAUCUCCGUGUGGUUCCCGGGGCUCUUCAACCCGACGGCGUUCCUGACCGGCAUCAAGCAGGUCACCGCGCGGCUCAACUCGCUGGCCCUCGACAAGAUGGCCACGGAGACGCACGUGACGGCCUUCAACGGCCCGGAGGAGUGCGGCGAGCGGCUGCCGGAGGGCAUGUACAUCCACGGCCUCUUCUGCGAGGGCGCGCAGUGGGGCGAGUGCGAGAACGAGAAGUUCGACUACGUGGAGGACUCGACAGUGCAGUGCGCCGGUAUACUCAGAGAGUCCAAGCCGAAGGAGCUGCUGCCACCGAUGCCCAUCAUCUACGUCAAGGCCGUGCAGGUCCAGCCGUCGUGGGACCCGCAGUCCGUCGGCUACAUCCGACCGGAGCCGGACCUCUACAACUGCCCAGUGUAUCUGACGACGUUCCGCGGCCCGACCUGGGUCUUCGUCGCGACGCUCAAGACGGACAAGCCCGCGUCGCACUGGGUGCUGCGCGGCGUCGCGCUCGUGGCGCAGCUCGACUAGGGGGGUUCCCCCGCGUAAGGCUCU
Pelagomonas calceolata is the source of this 11673-nucleotide messenger RNA. Lineage: Eukaryota; Pelagophyceae; Pelagomonadales; Pelagomonadaceae. The record is from the annotation of a GenBank genome assembly.